Mytilus californianus (California mussel) is the source of this 8509-nucleotide messenger RNA. Its product is annotated as protein mono-ADP-ribosyltransferase PARP14-like. Bases 25 to 7020 code for a protein of 2331 amino acids. NCBI's taxonomy places the organism in Eukaryota, Metazoa, Mollusca, Bivalvia, Mytilida, Mytilidae. Gene Ontology annotation, cellular component: nucleus; cytoplasm. Gene Ontology annotation, molecular function: NAD+ poly-ADP-ribosyltransferase activity; RNA binding; transcription corepressor activity. Gene Ontology annotation, biological process: negative regulation of gene expression. The transcript has 22 exons. The record is from RefSeq and is a predicted model, not a curated record.
CUUAACAUUUCAGAGGGAAGAAAGAUGGACCGAUCUACUUUAACCAAGAGAUGUGUACAUGUUGAAGAACCAAGUGAAAAAUUGAAUCAGGAUGAUAUGAGAAAAUAUUUUCCAUCGGUUGUAAAAAUUUCUAUGUUUGAAUGUCCGUCGCCAAAUGAGGACGACCCAACAAAUAAUUGGCUAUUAUUGUUUGCUUCUGAAGAGGAUGCUGAGGACUGUGUUAAAAAGAAAAGACUAAAGGUUGAAGAUGACUAUUAUCUUAUGAUACACCAAUGUCAGAGACCAUGUGAUAUUCCACAUGACUGGUUUCAGGAAGAAAGUUCAGGGGACUCUUUUGACAUAGCAGGAGCAACAAACCAACCAGAAGGAGCAACAAACCAACCACCAAAAUAUAAUGACAUAUAUCCUGUUGAAAAUAUGCCUGUGCCAGGACCAACUUUUCAACAGCAACCCCAAGGUGACCAAGGUCAGCCAUAUGGACCAUACCCAGGACCAGGACCAGGAUAUCUUUAUAAUAAUCCGCAUCAGCCACCACCAUAUGCAGGACACUCAUCACAACCUGAUUUACAAAUACCACCGUCUCAUCAAGAUUUGAAAAGACCACAACCUGAGCAUGAGAUGAAUAGACCACCACCUGGUGAAAAAAUGCCAAAAAUAGAAUAUCCAUAUGGACCUGGUCCUGGCUUCUACAAUCCACAAGUUCCAGGAGAAUACAAUCAACAUGUACCUGGAGCCUACAUGCCUCCUGUGUCUUGGCCAAAUCCAUAUUAUGGACCUCAUGAACAAAAUACAAAUGAGAAGAGAGGUCCUGAUGAUGUUCCAGGUCCUUCAGUUCAUCCUUAUCCUUAUUAUCAGUACUAUCAAGGUUAUCCUGGAUAUCCAGUCUUUCCAAAUUAUCCUCAUCAACAUGAUGAUGGACAUCAAUAUCAAACAAAAGGUGGACAGCAUCCACAACCUCACAUGGGACCAUCAAAUAUGCCAAUGGGACCAAAUGAUCCUUAUCAACAUCAUGGUCACGUGGGAAUACCACAACCAGGACUAGGAGGACAAGUUCCACAUUAUCCUCCAGGUGGGCCACCAGUAGACCAGGACCAUACUAAUGUUAAAAGCCCAAUUCAUAAACCUUAUGUUAAUACACAAGAAGAUAAUUCAGAAAAGAAUGAUGAGUAUAACUCUGAUCAGUCAUUUCAAUCAGUAGGAUCUAACAAAGAUGAGGGGAGAGACUUUGAAUCAAUGGAAUCUGGAAGAGCAACUGAAUGUUCUCAGGAGACUUCAUCUACCAAUAUAGAGGAGAAAAAAGAUACUUUUGAGGAGAGUCAACAGAGCAUCAAGAUGAUAAAAGUCUCUAACAUACCUCCUGGUUCCUCAGAAGAUUCCAUCAGAUUUUUCUUUGAAAACAAGAGAAAGUCUGGAGGUGGUGACAUUGAGGAUCUUGAUUAUGAUGAAGACAGUCAUUCUGCUAUUAUUACGUUUGAGGAAGAGGAUGUUGCUGAACGUGUUAUCAGCCGAAUGCCAUUACUGUUUGAGAAGAAAAGGAUUGAUGUUGAGAUAUUUUUACCACGUCAACCCACACCAGAUGUAGAGGAAGAUGGACAAGCCUCAGGGAAUGAAGACAAAGGCGAAAUGCCUACUGAGUUUGUUAUAGAAGUAAGGGGAAUGAAACCAACCACAUCUGAAGAUACCAUAAGAUACUAUUUUGAAAGCCGCAAAGUUGCAAAUGCGGAAGUUGUAAAGAUGGAAUUUAUUGAAGAGAAAGAAAUGUAUAUGAUCUGGUUUGAGGAGGAAAGUGCCAUUGAAGCAGUAAUGAGUAAAAGCCUUCGAGUUGAUGGACAGACACUGAAUGCAAAACGAUAUGUCCCACCACCUCCACCAAAACCAGUUCCAAAGUAUGAUAAUAAAGUGUUCAUUACAAAUAUCAGUCCUACAACUACUAAAGAUGGACUGGAGAAUUUCCUGGAAGCUAAAUCUAAAGGUAUUCCAGAAGAGAUUAUAUUUGGAGAGGCAGAAGGCACAGCAUUAGUUACAUUUGAACAUCCACCAGAUAUGGAGAAAUUACAGACAGCCUGUAUGAAGAGACCAUUGGAUGGCAGCCAUCUUAGCAUACACCCAGUUCCAAUUACAGACUGUAUUGUUGUCACUGAUUACAAAGACAAAACAUCAUCAGACACAAUGGAAUACUACUUUGACAAUAAAAGGAGAUCAGGGGUGGAAGGUGUAAGGGAAGUGAAGUUUGUUCAGGAUGAAGGGAAAUGUCUGGUGUACUUCACUGAUCCUGAUAGUGCACUCCAGGUUUGUAACAGAAAACACACAGUUGAAGGUCAUCUUCUUAAAGUACAGGUGUACUAUGAAUGUCUAGGUCAGGCUGCUCUAGAUGAUGAUGGACCAAAAUUCAAAUCCCUUAAACCAAUUGUGAUACAAAACCUAAAUCCAAAGAAAAUUGAAUUCCUUCUCAAUUCUGACACAAAUAAAAUGGCUUUUGAGAAACAACUUUCACGACACUACGCAGAUGUUGAAUGGCCAGAUAUCAAAGAGAUAAAGGAUACAAUUAAGGUCAACUGUACUUUAACAGAGGAAGUCAAGGACUGCAGAAAAUUGGCCAAAACCUGGUCUAAAGCAGUAACAACAGAAGCUGAGAAAUUUUUCAGCAUGUUAACUGUGAAUGAAAUCCAAACCUUGCAGGAAGCUUGGGAGGGUGUGUUGAAACAUCUAAGAGAAAUCAGUAUUUCUAAUCCUGAAAGUGUAGCCAUCAAAGUUGCCAAAGAAGACUGUAAGAUAGUUAUCGUAGGCCAUAAGAUUCCUGUUGAUGAGGUUGCAGAAAAAGUUGACAGUAUCAUUCAAGAUGUUGCUACUGAGCAUGAUAGGAAAAAACUUCAAGUUACUGAAGAAGUUAGUCUUAAACACUUUCAGCUUCUUGUAUUACUGUAUUUACAUUUUUUGGAUAAAAUGAAAAAGGAAUUUGAAGGACUUUGUGUCCAGGUAAAUAUGAAAAAGCAUAUAAUGAUCUUCACAGGAAUGACAAGUCAUGUUAAUGCAGCUAAGGUUAAGAUGUUUGAACAGAUACAGGAAAUAACUGGUGCAACUGCUGGGAAAUUUUCUGCUGGAUAUAUAGAAUUUUUGAAAAUACCAGAGGUUAAGACAUAUGUUGGUCAGCAAAUUAAGCAGAAGGGAGUUUUAGGGGUUUGGAGUGUUGAAGAGGGAAAUGUUAUUACAAUGUAUUCCUUGUCAGAUGAAGGUGCUGUGACUGCUUGUGAUGUGCUAAAGAAAUCAAUCAUUGAAGCUCCAAUAAAUCUUGAUGACAAACAGUGUGCUUUGAUAGGUACUGACACAUUGAAUGAAGAAAUCAAGACUGUGCAAAUGGAAUACCAGAAAGCUUUGGUUAAAAUUGUUGUGGCUGAUACAAAAACCAUUGUUAUUUAUCAGACUUCAGCAGAAGAUGAAGGAAUCGUGAAAGAAAAAGUCAAUGACAUCUUUUACCGCCAUGCUAUAUCUGAGGAAAAAUUACAGCUGCCAAGUUCAGAGUUGAGAUUGUUACAAGAACAGUACCAAACAGAAAUAAGUACUCUUAAAGAACAGUUUGCAAAAGAUCAUGUGACAUUGAACAUUGAUAAUAUCCGUGUUUUUAUUCAAGGAAAUUCAAAUGGAGUUAAAGACGCAAAGAAGAAGAUUGAUGUUAUACUCCAAUCUAUAUAUAGAAAGAAAUACACCAUAAAAAAAGCUGGCAUUGUGCGACAUAUGACAAGUGAACAAGGACAAGCCAAAAUUAGUCAAGUGGAAAAAAGGAACAAAGUUGUUGUACAACUACAGACAGGCAUUGACAGUGAUGAUGAGGAAGACAGACCUAUGUCUCAGCCAAUCUCACCAAGAAGAACAUACACAGAGACAGCUAUGUGUACCAUACCUUCAGGACAGACAAUUAUCACUGUUGUGGGUGAUAUUACAGAACUUGAUGUUGAUGUUAUUGUUAAUGCUGCCAAUAAGGAGCUUAAACAUGUAGGAGGACUGGCUAAAGUUAUUGUUGACAAAGGUGGCAAAAGCAUACAGAAAGAAUGUGAUGAUUAUGUUGGUUCCAAAAACAAAUCCAGAAGAAUGUAUGAAGGAGAAAUUUUCUGUAGUUCUCCUGGUAACCUCAACUGCAAAAUGAUUGCUCAUGCAGUUGGACCUGUCUGGCAGAAUGGUCGCCAAUCAGAAGAUGAAUAUUUAAGUGAAUGUAUACAGGCAUCUUUAGAGAAAACAGAAGAUAAGAAAUAUAGAAGUAUAGCAAUUCCAGCUUUAUGUACUGGUGUGUUUGGCUAUCCACCAAAUAAAGCUACCAAAGUAAUUGUAGAGGCAAUCCGCGAUUACAUGAGAGAGAAUGGAGCUGCAACACCAGUACGACAUAUCUACUUAUGUGAUGUUAAAGAAGAUGUUGUCGACCAUUUUGUAUCUGCUCUGGAGAGAUAUUUUGAUAAAACUAACAUUAAAAAGCAGAGGGGGAGAUCUGGCUUUGUUAGUAGUCCUCCAGUUAGAUCCAGACAUGCUUCUAAUGAUUAUGGUCCAAGUCCAUCACCCAGGAGACCAUCUAGUCCAGGCAGCCAUAUAACAGUCACACUUGUUAAAGGCCAGAUUGCUUCACAGGAGGUUGAUGUGAUUAUUAACACAACAUCGACAAGUCUACAGUUGAAUCAAGGAGCUGUGUCCCAGUCCCUACUGAAAAUGGGUGGUACAGGAAUACAGGCAGAGUGCAGCCAGAAAUAUUCCAAUGGUAUACAGCCUGGAGAGGUGGCUGAAACUUCAGGGGGGAAGUUAGAGUGUAAAAUGAUUUGUCAUGGUGCCCUGCCUGGCUUUAAUGGUACAUCAGCUAUGAAGAUUAUGGAAACCUUUAUGAAGAAUUGUCUACAGAUUGCCAAUGACAAUGGAUUUGUUUCUGUUGCCUUCCCUGCCCUGGGAACAGGAAAUCUGGGAUAUCCUAAAAAUCAAGUGGCUAAGAAUAUGUUUUCCUGUGUCGACAGAUUCUCCAGUAGUCAUCCUCGAUCAUCUGUUUGUGAUGUUAGAUUUGUUGUAUACGAAAAGGAUUACCCUACUAUCAAGGCAUUUGAGGAAGAACAAAGAAAAAGACAGAGUGGAGAAUAUGUCAGUAGACAGACACGAAAUCUUGGUCCUGAUGGAACAACAGAUCAAGAUCAAGGAGCAUCAGGUGGGUGGCAGCAGAGAGCCUUAGCUGACAAUAGACAGGCUAGUGUUGACAUUGGAGAUUUGACCUUGAAAGUUUACCAAGGGGACUUAACUGAGGCCACUGUUGAUGUUAUUGUUAAUGGUACUAACAGAGAACUAGACUUGACGAGAGGUGGUGUGUCUCAAGCUAUUCUCAAAAAAGGAGGAAGAGAACUAUCACAGCUAUUGUCAGUACCUGCAGCUAAGAAAGAAAUGAAGAGGGAAGGUGUUGCCACGACAACAGCAGGAAAUAAUUUCAGUUGUGACUUUAUAAUACAUAUCAAUAUGGAGGACAGUCAUGUGGACCUAAAGGAUAAAUUUAAAACUGUCCUGGAAAAAGUUGAUGAAUUGAACAAGAAAACAGUAGCAUUGCCAGCCUUAGGAGCAGGAAUAAGCUAUUCAAUAGACAAGGUUGCAGAGAAUCUAUUUGAAGCUUUGGUCAGUUUUCAAAGGAAGACUACAGAUAUCUCUGAAGUUCAUGUAGUAAUUUAUGAGAAGGACAAAGUAUCUCAAUUCCUGGCAGCCAUGCAGAACUGCUUACAGUCACAGAGUAACCAAUCACAAGGACUGUUCAGUAAAGUUAAAGGAAUGUUUGGAUAUGGAGAUAAGAAAACAGUAUCUACAAAGCAAUGGAAAGUCAGUAAGAUGCCAAGCUCUGUUCUGAAUCUUGUUGUGUAUGCCAAGAAACAGAAUGAUGCAGAUUCAGCGCUACGAUCAUUAGAAGAGAGCUUGAUCAAUGAUUAUAAAGAAAAACUUAUUGAGGAUACUGUAAUUAAAGAGCUCUCCAAAGAACAAGAAGCCAAAAUUAUGAAGUUAGAAGAAACAUGUGAAGUAGAGAUAGACUUUAAUAAGAGAAUAGGUCGUAUCAAAGUCAGAGGUUUGAUAGAAAAUCUGUCCGAGGCUAUGGAUGAGGUCCACAAAAUUUUACGAGACGUUGACAGACAAAGACAGAAACAACAACAUGCUAAGUUAGUAGCAGACAUGGUGCAGUGGUAUUUUAUUUCUGUAGAAGAUACUGGACAAAAACUGGAGGAGUAUCCAGCAGAAGUUAAUCUAAUUUUAGAACAAGCAUUAAAAAAAAACGAACCACAGGCAUUCUUCCUCGAUAACAGUGGAAAUAAAUAUAUUGUGGACUUUAAUAAUUAUGAGGAAUAUCCUGAAGAUGAUCCAUCUGAUACUGUGGCUGUUCUCAGAAAGUCUAAAAUGACAGAUUCUGCUUUUGAUAUGCCAUCUAACUGGGCAUCCAUGGAUCAAAAUGAGAAUAUAAAGAUUGUUACAUUACAACCUGCUGAUAUGGAGUACCAAGAUGUGGUAAAAGAUUUCCAGACGAAUAUGGCAGGAAACUAUAACAGUAUUGUUAAGAUGGAGAAAAUACAGAACAGAACUUUACAGCAACAAUAUGUAGCUAAGAAAAAGUCCAUGGAUUCUACAAAUACUAAAGGGACUAAUAACGAACUGAAACUUUGGCAUGGUACAGCCAUGGAAGCAGUCGAUAGUAUUAAUACAUAUGGAUUUAACAGAAGCUAUUGUGGAAAGAAUGCUGUGGCAUAUGGUAAUGGAGUUUAUUUUGCUGUCAAUCCAACUUAUUCUGCUCAAGCCCAGUAUGCUCGUCCUGAUCCCAAUGGUAACAAGAGGAUGUAUAUGUGUAAAGUUCUAGUUGGAGAAUUCGCCAAAGGACAGGGUGGCAUGAAAGUACCACCACCUAAACCAGGAGCUGCUGGUGGCCAUAUUUUAUAUGACAGUGUUGUUGACAAUCCUCAGAGUCCUGGCAUCUUUGUUAUAUUCCAUGAUACUCAGGCUUAUCCUGAAUAUCUCAUUGUCUUUAAAUGAUACAGCAUUACUGUGUGCAAGCCAAUUUCAUAAAAUAUAUUUGAAUUCCAUAACAAAAUUUCAUGAAGUUUAUAAUUAUGAUAAUUUAACCAUUCUGACAUUUCUUAAAAGCAUGCUUACUAUAGUUAGCUGAAUUUCGUUUGUAAUGAAGUUUUGACAUUUUGAUAAUUUCAUCAAUAAGGGAUUAGAAAUUUCAUUAAAGCUUUAUCAUCAUGCAUACAUUUGCUUUUAUUUUGAGGAAAUAUUUAACCAGUUCUCAUGUGAUUGUAUAUUUGUGCAUUUUAAAGCUGCAUUCCUAACAAGAUUCAUGUUUUCUUCUCUAUGAUUAUACCAGUUUUUUACUUCUUUUUUCUGAAACUAUUACCAUAUAUUGGGUUUUUUCACAUAAGCUAAAGAAACGUGUCAAUUUCCUGUAUUUUUCGAAGAUUUAUCGCUGUAUGACAGUUUCAUACAUUAUAUUGUUAAUUAUCCAGUUUUCAUAAUAAUUAAAUUGGCUAAUCAUACAUGUCAUACCUUUUGACAACACAACAAUCAGUGACCUGUUAAAAAAAUGUGAAUUUGAGACGAUCUAUUGAUUGGUGUCAUAACCCGGACAUGUUACAUACAAUAUAAAGAUGAAAUAAAAUUUAUCACAUUUACACUGAUAUUUGUACAAAUAUGAUUAAAACAUACUCUGUUAUACCAUCACAAAAAUGAUCAAAAUUCCUUUUAAUUUGUAGCAUGUGGCAAUGUACAAAAUUUACUUUCCUUGAAAUUUCUCCGAAUUAUCUGUAUUUUAGUUUGUAGUUAUUGUACUCAUAUUUAUUUGUAAUGAUUCAGUCAAUGAGUUUAUGUUGUCUACAUAUUAUCAAUAUGAUACAGUGAUUUUUUCGGGUGUAUUUUCCCAUUCAGUGAAAAUUUAACCUGCCCAAUUUGGUCAUCAAAUCGUGAAAAAAAGCUGACACAAAAAAUUGAUGUACAGCGUAGUUUUUUUUAUAGAUAUGAUAAUGGCAAUAUUUACUUUUCUGUUCUAAAUACUGGCUGCUUUUAUCUCAUGUUAAAAAAUUUAAAUUUUCACAUUAAUAGGAACUCCUUUUUUGACAGUUGUAUUAUUCAUAUGUAUUCUAUAACUUUCAAAAAAAGAUAUUUUUUAUCUUGGUAAUAUUAGACAAAACUAGAUAGUCUAAACGAUCAAAUCAUAUGCUCCAUGCAGACAGAUAGACUUUCCCUCUACAGUUUGAAAUUGUCAUGAUGUAUGAUUAAUUCUGAUUUUCUCUUGAUGUUUAUGCUUAGAUUGUUCAGACAAUAGCCAUACUACAUGACUGUGAUAUGUAAUGAAGACUGUUGUAAUUUGAUUGUUUAGGUUUCAUGGAAUUUCUGUGUACAACUCAUUUUGUAUAAGUAACUUUGAUGUGCUUUAUUUAGAUUCCAUGGAAUUUCUGUGAAAAAAACUUAUUUUGUGUAAGUAACUUUAAUGUGCCAUUGUUUGAAAUAAAUUAAUCCAAGCAAA